This is a messenger RNA of Alosa alosa (allis shad), 4697 nucleotides long. RefSeq names its product ATP-binding cassette, sub-family B (MDR/TAP), member 11a (gene abcb11a). Lineage: Eukaryota; Metazoa; Chordata; Actinopteri; Clupeiformes; Clupeidae. The record is from RefSeq and is a predicted model, not a curated record. Gene Ontology annotation, biological process: transmembrane transport. Gene Ontology annotation, molecular function: ATP hydrolysis activity; ATP binding; ABC-type transporter activity. Gene Ontology annotation, cellular component: membrane. Bases 77 to 3967 code for a protein of 1296 amino acids. The transcript is spliced from 27 exons.
GGACGAGCUGCUCUGUCACUGAUACUGACCAAACACCUGAAGGAAGCCCACAGGCGAACGACUUAAAGGCUUCAUAAUGGGGAAAGAGAAGGAGAAGAAAGAGGAGAGAGUUUUAGGAGUCGGAUUUUUUCAACUGUUCCGGUUUGCCACCUGGCAGGACACCCUGAUGAUGGUGGUGGGGGGUGUGUGUGCGCUGAUCCACGGCGCUGCUUCGCCCCUCAUGUUGCUGGUCUAUGGCAUGAUGACCGACACGUUUGUGUCCUACGAGCUGGAGAUGCAGGUGCUGAGAGACCCCAACAAGACUUGCAUCAACAAUACCAUCUCCUGGGUCAAUGGGUCUAUAUAUCAGACAACUGAGAACACUACUGUUCUCUGUGGGGUGGACAUUGAAUCUAACAUGACACUUUUUGCAUAUUACUUUGUUGGUAUUGGAGUGGGCGUCCUUAUUGUCAGUUAUUUUCAAAUUGCCCUCUGGGUUUCUGCAGCUGCAAGACAGAUUCAAAGAAUAAGGAAGACUUAUUUCCGUAAAAUCAUGCGGAUGGAAAUCGGUUGGUUUGACUGCAAUUCUGUAGGAGAAUUAAACACAAGGAUAUCUGAUGACAUAAAUAAAAUCAACAAUGCCAUUGCAGACCAGGUGUCCAUCUUUAUUGAGAGGAUCUCUACCUUCAUCUUUGGCUUCACCGUGGGUUUCAUCGGUGGUUGGAAGCUGACACUUGUGGUCCUUUCAGUGAGUCCACUCGUUGGCCUGGGAGCUGGACUAAUGGCCAUGGCUGUAGCUAGGCUAACAGGCAGGGAGCUGAAAGCCUACGCCAAAGCUGGAGCUGUGGCAGACGAGGUGCUCUAUUCCAUAAGGACCGUUGCAGCCUUUGGAGGGGAGGAGAAGGAAGCUGAGAGGUAUGACCAGAACCUUGAGGAGGCGCAAACGUGGGGGGUGAAGAAGGGCACCAUCAUCGGUGUGUUCCAGGGUUACCUCUGGUGCAUAAUCUUCCUCUGCUAUGCCCUGGCCUUCUGGUACGGCUCCAAGUUAGUCAUCGACACCAAAGAACUAUCACCUGGUGAUCUCAUCCAGGUGUUCUUUGGCAUCCUCAUGGCUGCUAUGAAUCUGGGUCUGGCAUCGCCGUGCCUGGAGGCUUUUGCAUCAGGGCGGGCUGCAGCCAAAAACAUAUUCGACACUAUCGACAGGGAGCCAGAGAUCGAUUGUCUCUCGGAGGAAGGGCACAAAUUAGAGCGGGUUAAAGGAGACAUCGAAUUCCACAACGUUGACUUCAACUACCCCUCGCGGCCAGAUGUGAAGAUCCUAAAUGACUUGAGCAUGGUGAUAAAAGCAGGGGAGACCACAGCUUUUGUCGGCCCCAGUGGUUCAGGAAAAAGCACCACAGUCCAGCUCAUUCAGAGAUUUUACAACCCCCUGAAAGGAAUGGUGACCCUGGAUGGCCAUGAUAUCAGGACUCUGAACAUCCAGUGGCUGCGGUCUCUGAUUGGCAUUGUAGAGCAGGAGCCUGUGCUCUUUGCCACCACCAUCAUGGAUAACAUUCGCUACGGGAGGCCUGGAGUCACCAUGGAGGACAUAAUCCAGGCCACCAAACAGGCCAAUGCAUAUAACUUCAUCAUGGAGCUCCCUCAGAAAUUUGAGACUCUGGUGGGCGAGGGUGGUGGACAGAUGAGUGGAGGUCAGAAGCAGAGGAUUGCCAUCGCUAGAGCUCUGGUCAGGAACCCCCGCAUCCUGCUCCUGGACAUGGCCACUUCUGCCCUGGACAACGAGAGUGAAGCUGUGGUCCAAGAGGCUCUGGACAAGGCCCGCAUGGGUAGAACCACCAUCACCAUCGCCCAUCGGCUCUCCACCAUCCGAAACGCUGACGUGAUCGUCGGCUUUGAGCACGGGCGAGCCGAGGAGCGAGGCGUUCAUGCCGACCUCAUGGAGAGGAAGGGUGUGUACUUCACCCUGGUCACCCUGCAGAACCAGGGACAGGAGCCGGUCACAGUGAGGAACCCAUCUGAAAGUGAGAGAACAGAGGUAGCUCUUGGGAGGGAGAGAACCCUUAGUAGAGGAAGCCAUACCAGUUCAAGAUCUCUGCGCUUGCGAUCACGGUCUCAGCGGUCAGAAGACUAUAUCCCUAAUGCCAUAUCUGCUCAACUCCGGAUUGACAAAGACAGAGACAACCCUGACAUCCCCGAGACAGAUGAGAGCACUGACCCAAAGCAACAUGUUGAGCCGGCACCGAUAACUCGCAUCCUGAGGUACAACCGCUCGGAGUGGCCCUACCUGCUGAUGGGUUCUCUCGGAGCGGGCAUCAAUGGCUCAGUCAACCCCAUCUAUGCUCUUCUCUUCAGCCAGGUCCUAGGGACGUUUGGCAUCACUGACCUGGAUGAACAGAGGAAGCAGAUUCAUGGAAUAUGUGUGCUGUUUGUCAUUGUGGCAGUGACAAGUUUCAUCUCACAGUUUUUACAGGGUUACUCCUUUGCCAAGUCUGGAGAGCUGCUGACGCGCAGGCUGAGGAAGAUGGGCUUCCAAGCCAUCCUGAGGCAGGACAUUGGCUGGUUUGAUGACCGGAGGAACAGCCCCGGGGCACUGACCACUAGACUGGCCACUGACGCCUCCAUGGUGCAAGGGGCGACGGGGUCACAGAUCGGCAUGAUCGUGAACUCGCUCACCAACAUCGGCGCGUCCAUCAUCAUUGCCUUCUACUUCAGCUGGAAGCUGAGCCUGGUGGUCAUCUGUUUCCUGCCUUUCAUCGGCCUGUCUGGACUUUUCCAGGCCAAGAUGCUCACUGGCUUUGCCAACGAAGACAAGAAGGCCAUGGAGGAUGCAGGACAGGUGUCCAGUGAGGCGAUAGCCAACAUCAGGACCAUCGCAGGCCUGGCCAAAGAGGGUCAGUUUGUGGAGCUGUAUGAGCAGCAGCUGGAGGCCCCGUACACGUCGGCCAAGAAGAAGGCCCACGUGUAUGGUGUGUGCUUCGCCUUUUCCCAGUGUGUCAUCUUCAUGGCUUACGCAGCCUCCUUCAGAUAUGGUGGCUACCUGGUCAGCCAGGAAGGGCUUCAUUACAUGAUGGUGUUCAGAGUCGUUGCAGCAGUUGUGACCUGUGGAACUGCAUUGGGGAAGGCGUCGUCUUUCACCCCAGACUAUGCCAAAGCAAAGAUUGCCGCAGCCCAGCUCUUCACCCUCUUUGACAGAGUCCCAAAGAUCAUUGCGAACCCAGCAGAGGGACAGACUUGGGAUAAUUUCAAAGGAAAAGUGGAGUUUGUGGACUGCAGGUUUACGUACCCGAGCCGGCCGGACGUUCAGGUGCUGAGGGGGCUGGAGGUGUCGGUCAAGCCCGGCGAGAUGCUGGCCUUCGUGGGCAGCAGCGGCUGUGGGAAGAGCACCAGCGUGCAGCUGCUGCAGAGAUUCUACGACCCUGAUGAGGGAAAAGUGCUGAUAGACGGGCAGCCGUCGUGUGGGAUCUGUGUGCCUUUCCUGAGGGCUCAGAUUGGCAUCGUGUCCCAGGAGCCCGUUCUGUUCGACUGCAGCAUUGCAGAGAACAUCGCCUAUGGAGACAACGCGCGUGCCGUCAGCAUGGAGGAGAUCGUGGACGCGGCCAAAAAGGCUUUUCUCCACGAUUAUGUGAUGACACUGCCAAAAAAAUAUGAGACCCAGGUUGGGGCCCAUGGCUCCCAGCUGAGCCGCGGACAGAAACAGCGCAUCGCCAUCGCCAGAGCCAUUGUCAGGAAACCCAAGAUCCUGCUGCUGGAUGAGGCCACCUCUGCCCUAGACACAGAGAGUGAGAAGACGGUGCAGGCUGCGCUAGAUGUGGCCAGGCGAGGCCGGACCUGCAUCGUCAUCGCCCACAGGCUGUCCACCAUCCAGUCGGCGGACAUCAUCGCCGUCAUGUCCCAGGGGCUGGUCAUUGAGAAAGGCACGCACAACGAACUGAUGGCCAAAAAGGCUGCAUACUACAAACUAGUCACCACUGGAGCACCCAUCAGCUAAGACACCUGAGGAUUGCAUUUGUUUUCAAAACGGCAUAAUUUGCUAUCACUGCAAUGAGUUUAUAAAGCUGCUGUAUACUGUAUAUUUUUUCAUUUGGGUAGACUGAAGACAUAGUUGAAGUAUUUAUUAGAAUAAUGUAUUUAUAUUCUCUGAAUCAGAUGUGCUUUGUACAUUUUAUUUUACUCAGUAGUAGUAGUAGUAGUAGUAGUAGUAGUAAAUCAGUACUACAGAUCAUCGGCCUUCUAGUACUUAUAAAGGACUUUGCCAUAUAGAUUUCAUUACUAUUAACUUCACUGUAGGCCUAGACAAUAACCUUUGGAUCUGAGUUUUACCUCAUUUUAGGGUUGUCAUCAUAGCACCAUCUCAUCCACUAGAGAGUGCUCUACACAAAGCAUGCACUUACAUCAGGGGUAAUACCUGUGCGAGCAAAAACAGCAUUGUUUUGUCAAAUAAUACAAAUUUAAAAUUGUUAGUGCAGGGCCUCAUAAAAAAUCUUUGCUCAACAAAAUGAAGACAUACUGUUUUUAAAGGCAUUAUAGCAGAAAUGUGUUGGAUAAGUCAGGAAACAGAUAUGUUGUAUGUUUAUAAAAAGCAUGCCACAUUGAGAAUGUUUUUCUUUUUCUCAUAACUAUUAGUUCAACCUCCACAACAUUUAGUCAUUUGUGCACAUCAUAGUAGCAAUUUCUCCUUCCUCUGAACAAAUUGCAAAUGCCUUUGGACAUGUAUCAGU